AUGCCCCAAGGCCACAGGACAAGGUUGUCCCACCCCUCCAGAACCAACAUAAAAGCCAGCAAAGCACCUCUGUCCCUCACACACUUCUCCUCACGCCUCUCUCCUCCAGGAAUCCUCUACACCACAACCAUGGCCUGCAACAACCUCUGCCAACCCUGCGGACCCACCCCGCUGGCCAACAGCUGCAACGAGCCCUGUGCCCUGCAAUGCCAGAACUCCAGCGUCAUCAUCAACCCUUCCCCUGUGCUGGUCACCAUGCCAGGACCCAUCAUGACCUCCUUCCCCCAGAACACCGUCGUCGGAUCCACCUCCUCGGCUGCCGUUGGUAGCGAACUCAAUGCCCAGGGACAGCCCAUCUCUGGUGGCUUUGGCUUUGGCCUUGGCUAUGGACUGGGAGGCCUGGGCUGCUAUGGCAGAAGGGGUGGCUACAUCUGCUAAGGGAC
Messenger RNA from Cyanistes caeruleus (blue tit), 443 nucleotides. Its product is annotated as feather beta keratin-like. Gene Ontology annotation, molecular function: structural constituent of cytoskeleton. Gene Ontology annotation, cellular component: intermediate filament. The record is from RefSeq and is a predicted model, not a curated record. Lineage: Eukaryota; Metazoa; Chordata; Aves; Passeriformes; Paridae.